Messenger RNA from Rubroshorea leprosula, 2405 nucleotides. The record is from the annotation of a GenBank genome assembly. Lineage: Eukaryota; Viridiplantae; Streptophyta; Magnoliopsida; Malvales; Dipterocarpaceae.
AGAAUGAGGAUGAGUGGGUGGAAUACAAGAAUGUAUUGGACGAUGUUAUGAAAAGGAGUGGAUUUAACAAGAGUAUCUUCUAUGAUCUUAGAGGGAAUCAUGACAAUUUUGGUGUUCCACUGGUUGGGGGUUCUUUUGAUUUCUACUCAAAGUAUAGCAUCAAUGGGCAGUUGGGAAGAAAUGGGCGUGUCAAUAGUGUCACCCUUCAGAUUGGUGUGCAGAAACAUCUGUUUGUGGGGUUGGAUAGCACAAUGUCUGUUGGUUUAUGAGGUCCAACUCAUCUUUUUGGACAUCCAACUGAGCAGCUAUUAACUGAAAUAGAUGCAGAGCUAUCACAAUGGAAUUUUGAAUCAUAUAAACCAAUCAGCAAGAUUUCCUUUGGGCAUUUCCCUCUCUCGUUCUCAGCAUCCUCCCAGUCUGGGAAGAGCUUGGAAGAUGUUUUUCUUAAGCAAUCUCUUUCAGCUUAUCUAUGUGGGCAUCUUCAUACAAGACUUGGAAAGAACUUGAAGAGGCACCACCAUUUAAGUCAUCAUUUUUUAUCCUUUCAGAAGUUUUUCCAGUUUAACAUACACCAAAUACCUUCAGAAAGCCAUCAAAAUUGUUCUUUUGGAGCCCCUCUAAUCGAAGAAUUCUGGGAAUGGGAGAUGGGUGACUGGAGAAAGAGCAGAACCAUGCGCAUUCUGGCCAUUGAUAGAGGCCAUGUCUCGUUUGUUGAUAUUGAUUUCAAGUCAGGUGCCAAGAAAACUAUCAUAUUGCCAACAUUUCCACUGGACUCACGUUUCAUGUCAACAUCUUCAUCUAAUCACGACUAUGAAUGUGAAUAUAUGCUCCCUACAUCUUAUGAGACAGUGAGAGUGUUGGUGUUUUCUGUUUCUCCAAUUGUGUCUGUUGUGGCUAGGAUCUUUGAUUCAAGAUCUGGACAUUUUGAUAUUGUCAUGGAAGCACCAAUGAGCAAGCAUGAAGACAGUGCCUCUAGGGGGGAUCUUUAUACAGUUCCAUGGAAUUAUAAAGCCUUCGAGGACCCAUCUGCUGAUCGAUUCUGGCUCCAAAUUGAAGCAACUGACGUCAUGGGCAGAACAACAUUGACAGAACUAAGACCUUUCUCUGUUAAUGGUAUUGGUGCCAGACUUGCAUGGGCAUGGAAGGAAUUUUUUGUCAUGGGUUGUCAGUGGGCUGCCUUGUAUUACCCAAUUCUUUGGUCGCUUUUAUUUGUACUACUCUUGCUUCUUCUUAUUCCAAAAGCUCUUCUCCUUUUUUCAAGGAAGCAAUAUACGUUCAAGAAUUUUAUUGCUGAGAAAGACUUCAUAAAUGCCAUAGUCUGGCUUUUGCAAGAGCUCUGCAGGUUUCCAAUGUUUUGGUUUGGCUUUUUGGGAUACUUGUUCCACCUUAUAUUGUUUCCUUGGUUGAUUGGAAAAGUUUAUACUGAGAGUGAGGAUGGGGGAUACAUGACCUACAUGGGAUGGGUGGUGAAGUCCUCUCGUGGCUGGGAAAAGCAUGAUUAUGUUGGACCUCCAGAUAUUAUGGUGACUGUUCUUCCCCAUCUUCUUUUCGUUGUUUUACCUGCUCUGUUAGUCACAGCGGCUUUGAUUGUCGAGAAAGGAGCCCACAGACAUCAUUUUCUAUCAUGUUCAGCCAGGAAAGAAGAUGACUAUGACAGUCAAAAUAAGGGUUCCAUCAAAUAUGAUUAUGAAAGCAGUAAAAGAUCAAAGUUCCAUUUUCGUGAGCGAUGGAUCUGGAAAGUUCUCUUGGUUCUUUGCAUGGCUAUUUGUUGGAGGCAUUUCAAGAAUUGCAUAGCUCUCAUGAAAGCUUAUGAGAUGAACCCAUUACAUUUUCCCGGAUAUAGCCUUGGAAUUGCGUUGUUGUUAUCUUAUGCCAUCUACAACACUCAGAGGGCUUAACCAGAGAAUUGUUGGCUCACUCACUCUUCUCCAAGUUUGCUCGAACCAUUCUGGAAGCAACUUUGCAUACUUUGCUGAUUGGCAUAAACUCUCUAAUCUGCAGAGAGUGAUGAUUGAAGCACCACUUUCAGAUUGAUACAGAAGAGAAUUUCCCAAGGUGAUUUCUGGGGAACCAAUUGAAAACUGUGUUAGUAUGAAGGCUCAUUCCAAAUGGAGUUGUAGGUUAUUUGGAGCCUCCUCCCAUGUCUCGAUGACAAUUUUGCUCUUUGUACCACAUAAACGAAGACAAACUCUAGUUACAAAUAUCAGUGGGUUGAGAUUGGUGCAUGAUGAAAUUGGUGGUGUGCUUGUAUAACUAUGGAGCCUUGAUGAAAAUAUAGCAUGUUGACCAAAAACAUUGCUUUGAUCAUUAUCUGUUUGUAUCUAACAACUUCUUUUGUAAGCAAUUUUGCCUUUGCAUCCCCCGAAGUAUAUCCUAUCUCAUCGAGUUUACCUUUGAACUUGUCC